This is a messenger RNA of Durio zibethinus, 1993 nucleotides long. The record is from RefSeq and is a predicted model, not a curated record. NCBI's taxonomy places the organism in Eukaryota, Viridiplantae, Streptophyta, Magnoliopsida, Malvales, Malvaceae.
UAUUUGCAAUGGACGGCCCACAAUCUCCAUCUGCCACCUACUCAACAUCAAAUCAUAAAUCUAACGGUGGACAGUGAUUUUAAAUAAUACACGCGUCAAUUUUGUCAGUGUCCAGUCAACCUUCCCUCGAAGUAAUACAUUUCAGUUGCGCUCUCUCUCGUUUUCUGUCUGUAAAGCAAAGCCUCGUUUUUAUUUUCUUAGUUUCUGAACUCCUUUAAUACUUUUUCUUUGCCCUCUUUUCUUUUCGCUCUUUGCCUCUUGGUUCAGGGUUCAUUCAUUUCUUUUCUUCAUUGCCUAAGUGAUUCUCGUUCGCUUUAUUCUGUUUAGAUACUGUAAUGCUCAGGUGUGAAGGGACAUUGUAUUCUUCGGUCGCUGAGAGUUGUUCUACUGGUUUUUUUUAGGGUUCUUUCGCGGUGAUUUUGAUGAUUAUGAUAGAGAAAGGUUAGGGUUAAUAGACUAUUUAGAGAUGGAUAACAACUCCUGGCGGAUCAAAUUUGAUUCUACACUGCCGUCAUCGAUGACUUCAAUGGCUUCAUCAUCGGCAUCGCCGGAGCGUCGAAAUCAGAUGGAGAUGAAUUCUGGCCAGUAUUUUCACCAAUAUGCUACUCAAGAUUCAAGUUCAGCAUUGCAUGAAAGAAGGCAUGAUUCCUUGCCUCCCAACUAUUCAAACUUAAAUUCCCAUAAGUCAAAUCAUUCUGAGAUGGAAAAUUCAUUUCUAGCUCUUCUAUCUGGGCUGCCAUCACUUUUACAGUGUGAUUUUCGGGAAUUAUCAAGCCAAAAAGUAUCAAAUGCUGCUAGAAGUGUCAAUAUCAAUGAUUUUGAAAGUGAAAUUCCACGAACCUCUGGUGCAUUGCUAUCUGAAAAUCUGAGCAAUAAAAACACACAAAAUGAGGCAAAUUGUUCUUUUGUUCCAUAUAGAUUGGUAUCAAGUUCCAGCAGUAGCAGUGUUUCAGUUUUGCAUGGUAGCCUUCAUGCAUCUAACAUAAAUCUUCAGACUUUGGGUCUGGCCAAAGUUGUCAAUCAUCACAUGCUUCCCAGUAUUGAGAAAGUCAAGGACUUUGCCACCCUGAAAGGGGAUUGUUGUGGUACCAGUUCUGGAAAGGCUGGGAUUCCCUAUAGGAAAGAUAUCCAGUUGUCACUGAAGAUACCUGAGGAAUCAAACUCUUCUAUAUCUAAUCAGUCAUUACCUAUUUUAAGUAGGUGCCCUCACAUGUUCUGUUUGGGUACAGGCAGGUAUGUGCUUCUCAGCAAUACAGGACUUCUUGCCAUCUUACCUAUAAUACAUGUUUGCAUUACCCAUUUGGAGUGGAUUCAUGCUUACAAGUUGCUCCAACUGCUGUCAUGUAACAGCAUUCAAAAGUUGCUCCAACCUUUGGGAUUGAAAGUUGUAUUUCUUAUUGGCAUGUGUUUGAAGCAGCAAGAACACUGGAUGGUGAUGUUUUUAUGAUGGUUUAGAUUAGGGUUCCAGAAGAUCAGAGUGGAUGGGACUGGCCUGAAGGAUUGUUGCCAGCUACUGGUUUGGUGAAAUCUAUUGCAACCGUGCCCAAAAUAUCUAAUACUUCUUGCUUGGUUAACCCAAUUGGUUCAUCUUGAGGUUUGUCAAGGUGCAUGGACGAUACCAUGUUUCCAAGUAAUCCUCACAGAGGCCAGAAUUCUUCUGUUGGUCUCCUACGUAACAAACAAGAGCGAGAAAAUGAGGGUAGUAGUAACUUUCUUCUCAAGCAUUUGAUUGGUGCUUCCCAAAGGCAUUUGCAUGAAGUGGCUGAUGGCCAGAGAAUGGAGUGUGCUGUUUCUAAGAGUUCAAUAAUGUCAAAAUUUGUUGGUAGGGAUUCAGAUAAUGGGUGUCAGUCCAUGUCUGCUUGGAUUGAUUGUAUAUUGAAGACUGAAACUCAUCUCUUAUCCACUAUAGUAGGGAUUUAAAUAGUGGUCGCGAUCACGUUUUCAGUCGCGUCGCGUUUAUUACGGUUUCAGAUAUAACGGAGAUCAUUGCGGU